This is a messenger RNA of Ictalurus punctatus (channel catfish), 3499 nucleotides long. RefSeq names its product actin, alpha cardiac muscle 1. The transcript is spliced from 7 exons. The coding region runs from base 2131 to 3264 and encodes 377 amino acids. Lineage: Eukaryota; Metazoa; Chordata; Actinopteri; Siluriformes; Ictaluridae. The record is from RefSeq and is a predicted model, not a curated record.
AAUCCCCUUUCUGACUUAUCCAGGAUAUCCUUGAAUAUGAAGCAACAAAUAUGAGCACCACUUGACAUUUGUAGAUUAAACCAUUCAUUUUGAUUCAUGCAUAUUUCAUGAUCAUUCCAAAGUGCUGUUUAACCUCAUUUUCUCACUAUUGACUGAUGUACCGAGUGACAAUAAUUCUUUCCAGUGGAACAGUAAGCCCUAAUCUUUGAGGAAAAUAUAUCGCUGUUUCACAAAACUUCAAAUGCAAUAUUUAUGAGACUGCAGAACGGGACUUAGUCUGAUUGCACGUGUUCAGGCACGAAUCUUUUCAAAAAGAUAUUGAGUGAAGAGGGCCAUACUAGUCCUUAUCUAGUUUAGUUUCAGGCUUGUGCUUGUUUUCUUUCCAUUUCCCUGACUGUAAAGCAAAGCUGGCAGUGGCCUGCAUGGCAGAGAGGACACAGCGCAGUGGGACAUGAAGGAUGCGUGUGUGACAUGGGCUGAGAUUGGGCCCUGGCUGGAAAUAUUCUAUUUCAGUGUGAGAUGGAGAGAGGAAACAGGUCCGCCUGUCUUGCUGAGCUGAUAUGUGGGGGAUUUGCAGAGAGGAUAUGCAACGCCGAGCAUCCAAUUAACCCCAUACUGCUUUUCUAAUUUGGCUCUCACAUACUCUCCUGUACUGCUGGCUCAGGGAAUCUCAGGACUGACUACAGCAGACAGUGGCGUAAGUACAUCCAUGAGUCAACACACUAACUAAACAAAUGGGAUUUACUUCCUGCGUACAUGUGUUUAAAUAACAAUGGUAUGUUCUUACCUAUUCCGUCCCCAGACUCCCUUAAAAUGUGUCAAGUAUAUAUGCAUCAAUUUAGUGAUCAUUAUGAAUGGUCCAGUGAAUAGGUGUGACAUGCAUCUCUGCCCUGCAAUUGUAUUUACAUAAUGUAUAUGCAAUGUGUGUUUACAUUAUGGAUGUGAAGCUUUGCCUGUAGGGAGCCCUGAAGAAAACUCAUAGGUCAGGACAUAUGAUAGCAUAGUGGAACUAACUGUGCACUUGCAAAUAAUAUUUAUAUUUAAAUGGCUGUGCCCAGAAGAACCAUGCCCUAGCAAUGGAUCCUAGUGGUGGCAUUAUAUGGACAUACAGUGCAAAGGACAUUCACAAUAUUUACCCUCAGUAUGUAUCCUUGACAUAUGUACAUAUAGCUGUAGCAUCAUAAAAAUAUGUAUGUUCAUACAAAAGUAUGUUAAGAAAUUAAAGGACAAAGAUGGGAAACAAACAGCUUGCGUAAAACAAAAUAAAAUGCUUUAACUCUGCUUCCUCAAGGGUCCUUUUAAUCGUACUAUUUUUAAGGGUUCCCCCAGAGGGACGCACAAUGGAACCCUUUAGAGUUCUAGGCAGAGCAUUUCUUUGCUGUUCUUAUGCUAUUACAGGUCAUCACCAAAUUAUAAUCUGUUCUCUUCAAGAUGUUAGCAAGACAGGUCAGAAGAAGGAAAGAAAAAAAAGAACAAUGAUAUUCCUUGUCUGUCAAACAUCCGUGGGCAUGAAAUAUCACGCUGAGGAAGAACCUCAUAUGUUCUUCGGCUCUGUGUGCAUCUAUUCAUACAUACUACAAAAUCAGUGUUCCUCUUUCUGGAAAUGAGUUGUGUCUCCUUUAAACAAGUUUAUACGGGGGGAAAAAACUCACUUCAAAUAUGACAUAACUAUGGUAUAGGAAUGUACCGUAGUUUCAAGCAGAAAGAUUCCACUCAAUUACAAUUAUACUCAAUUAUGCAGACCCUCUAAAUAUUGUUACAAUUAUGCUAACCUACUAUUUGAGCAAAUCUAUUUAAUCAAUGACUUAUUACAAUCUUGGACAACACAAACCAUAACAAAAGAUUUUAAAAAGUGUGUUAAUGAUAUGGCAAGACAAUAGGCUGAGCCCCUUUUGUCGUUUUGGACCACACAUGCAGUAGGCAUUAACACAGCUUGCCAUAAAAGGGACACAAGUGUUUCCCCCGAAUCCCAUCCCUAUCCCAUUCAUAGUGUCACACACCCUCUGAUGGCACAAGCAUCGACCAAAUAAGGACAACCAGCCAAGAAGCACGUCCCACUGGCCGGUAUAAAGAGGAGCCUUCACACUCCAGCACACAGCCCCUCUGCCUGAGUGGAUCUGACUGUCCAAUAUGUGUGAUGAUGAGGAGACUACAGCUCUGGUGUGUGAUAAUGGCUCCGGCUUGGUGAAAAGUGGCUUCGCCGGAGAUGACGCACCGAGAGCGGUAUUCCCGUCCAUCGUCGGGCGCCCACGUCAUCAAGGCGUCAUGGUCGGUAUGGGACAAAAAGAUUCCUAUGUGGGUGAUGAGGCUCAGAGUAAGAGAGGCAUCCUGACCCUGAAGUAUCCCAUUGAGCAUGGCAUAAUCACCAACUGGGAUGAUAUGGAAAAGAUCUGGCACCACACAUUCUAUAAUGAGCUGCGUGUGGCACCUGAGGAGCACCCGACCCUGCUAACUGAGGCUCCUCUCAACCCCAAGGCCAACCGAGAGAAGAUGACACAGAUUAUGUUUGAGACCUUUAAUGUGCCUGCCAUGUAUGUGGCUAUCCAAGCCGUGCUCUCCCUCUACGCUUCCGGACGCACAACAGGUAUCGUGCUUGACUCGGGUGAUGGUGUGACCCACAAUGUGCCCAUUUAUGAAGGUUACGCUCUUCCUCAUGCCAUCAUGAGACUGGAUCUGGCUGGUCGGGACCUCACAGAUUACCUUAUGAAAAUCCUCACUGAGCGUGGCUACUCCUUUGUAACGACAGCUGAACGUGAGAUUGUACGGGACAUUAAGGAGAAGCUAUGUUAUGUGGCAUUGGACUUUGAGAAUGAGAUGGCAACAGCUGCCUCCUCUUCCUCUUUGGAAAAGAGCUACGAGUUGCCUGAUGGACAGGUCAUCACCAUCGGAAACGAAAGAUUCCGCUGUCCUGAGACUCUCUUCCAGCCGUCUUUUAUAGGUAUGGAGUCUGCUGGAAUUCAUGAAACAACAUACAACAGCAUUAUGAAAUGUGAUAUUGACAUCCGUAAGGAUUUGUAUGCCAACAAUGUCCUCUCUGGUGGCACCACCAUGUAUCCCGGUAUUGGCGACCGCAUGCAAAAGGAAAUCACAGCCCUCGCCCCUAGCACAAUGAAAAUUAAGAUAAUUGCUCCUCCUGAGCGUAAGUACUCUGUUUGGAUUGGAGGCUCCAUUUUGGCCUCCCUUUCCACCUUCCAGCAGAUGUGGAUCAGUAAACAGGAGUAUGAUGAGGCUGGACCCUCCAUUGUUCAUCGAAAGUGCUUUUAAACAUUACUGCAUUGACCAUCUCCACUGCUACACUCAGUCACCUUCACAACUACUCAUGAAUGCAUUAUUUAUAGACGCAAGUGUCAUUUUAUUUUGCAUUGGAUUUAUAGGUACAGGUUCCCUAUUAAACAAUGAUUUGUAUUUAUUAUGUGCUUGAAAUGAAAUCUGCUGGGAUUUGGGAGUAGGCCAUGGCAAUCUAUGGGCUACUCCAACAAGGAGGACAUGAAUAUAUGUA